Molecule: messenger RNA, 605 nt
Organism: Cyprinus carpio (common carp)
Lineage: Eukaryota; Metazoa; Chordata; Actinopteri; Cypriniformes; Cyprinidae
Source: RefSeq, a predicted model, not a curated record
AUUUUGUGUGUAAGUGGAUCUAUGAACAUGGGCUUUGCAAAGACAUCUUUUGCGUGCUGUAACACAGACCAGUGUAACAUCCAAGACGCUCCAGAUCCCUCUAUUGUCCCCAAUGGAAAGACUUGUUACUCUUGUGAUGACAAGAGCUGCUCAAACAUAUUGAGCUGUUCAGGAAGUGAAGACCGCUGCUUUAAAGCAACAGGGACUCUCGGUGGCCAGUCAACAGUUGUAAAAGGCUGUGUCUCUAAAUCGAUCUGUGAUGCUGAAACAUCGGUUAGAGAUGUUCAGGAAGCCUCAUGCUGUGAGGGGAAUCUGUGUAACAGUGCUCAGAGCAUCACUCAGAGCUUCCUGUUCCUCUGCUGUUCUCUGCUCUCCUUCAUCCUGCUGCAGUGAAUCCAGCAGCUCUUCACAUUCUACAGUCAGACACACUGCACUGAAUAUAGAACUUGUACUUUCUCUGUACUAUGCAUCUUUGGUGUGUUUCUAUGAUUUUUUUGCUGUGACAUUCUGAUGUGACAUUUUAUGAAUUAAAAUUAACUACAAUUAAUACAGCCCGUCAUGCUGUAAAAAAGUCAUUAAUCAUUACUACAAUUUUUUUUUUAUUG